This is a messenger RNA of Ostrea edulis (European flat oyster), 3319 nucleotides long. RefSeq names its product protein VAC14 homolog. Lineage: Eukaryota; Metazoa; Mollusca; Bivalvia; Ostreida; Ostreidae. Bases 86 to 2287 code for a protein of 733 amino acids. The transcript has 16 exons. The record is from RefSeq and is a predicted model, not a curated record. Gene Ontology annotation, cellular component: PAS complex; endosome membrane. Gene Ontology annotation, biological process: phosphatidylinositol biosynthetic process; positive regulation of kinase activity.
UAUUCACGUGACUCACAAGAUGGCUGCGCCCUGUUAAUUUCGGCGGUACAUCAUCUAAAUAUGAUGAUUACAAAAUUGUCGAAAUAUGAACGACAAGGAGUAUGCACCACUUAGUCCCCAGUGUAUUCGAAACUUAAAUGAUAAGUUGUACGAAAAAAGAAAAACAGGAGCCUUGGAAGUCGAGCGGUUAGUCAGAGAAUUUGUGAUAUCAGAUGACCCUGCCAAGAUCAGAAGGAUUCUGAAGAUCCUUGGAGAGGAUUUUGCUCUGUCAAAUCAUUCCAAUGCCAGGAAAGGUGGAUCCAUUGGGCUGGCAGCCACGGCAAUAGGACUGGGAAAGGAGUCUCAGCAUUAUGUGAAAGAACUUGUCCAUCCUGUACUGGCCUCAUUCCAUGAUGCUGACAGUCGAGUUCGUUACUACGCAUGUGAAGCGCUCUACAACAUUGUCAAAGUCUGUCGAGGGUUUGUGCUGCCAUACUUCAAUGAGAUCUUUGAUGGAAUCAGUAAGCUAACAUCCGACACUGACCAGAAUGUGAAGAAUGGAACCGAAUUACUGGACAGAUUGAUUAAGGAUAUUGUGACAGAGAGUCCCUCCUUUGAUUUGAUGGCUUUUAUGCCCCUCCUCAGGGACAGAAUCUAUGCAAAAAAUCAUGAGGCGCGACAGUUCAUCGUCUCAUGGAUAGCAAUACUUGAUGCAGUACCAGAUAUUAAUAUGACGGUGCUGCUGCCAGAAUUCCUGGAUGGAUUAUUUAAUGUACUGGGGGAUUCCAGUCCUGAGAUUCGCAAAAUGUGUCAGGAUCUCCUAGCAGAAUUUCUGGCUGGAAUAAAAAACAGUAAUGCUGGGGUUAAAUUUGAAGGCAUGGCCAAUAUCCUUAUUGUGCACUGCAACAGCGAUGAUGAUCUGAUUCAGUUUACAGCUAUGACCUGGUUACGGGAGUUCAUAGGUCAAGCCGGUCGCACCAUGAUUCAAUACACACCGGGAAUUAUUAACGCUGUCCUGCCCAAUCUACAGAGUGCAUCAGACAAACAGAGAAAUGUUGCGGAGGCAGCUAAAGUCCUUAAUGAUGCCCUGAAGGAUCUCGUCUCGGACAUCGAUGACAUGCCCUCAUCAGAAGAGGUCAAAGAUCAAGUGUCAGGAGAACUAAGGGAGGGAACAAUUAACAACCUCGCAAGUUCCAGCCAGCUGGAUGUGAAGGGAGUGAUAUCUGUUCUCUGUCAGAUCCUGGAGGGUGGAAACUUCGGGACGAAGAUCGCAGCACUGGAGUGGUUAAGUCACAUGCUGACUAAAGUCCCCAAGCGGACAUUUCAAUAUGUGGACACAUUCUUCCCGGUACUGUUACAGACACUGUCUGAUGAGUCAGAAGAGGUUGUGCUCCUGGAUCUUGAGGCUUUGGCUGAAAUAUCCUCCAAUCCUGCUGGACACCAUAACAAGCCGGCCUCUGCCCCCAGUCCCAACAAAUCUGGUUCCUCCUCCAGUCCCAGUAAGUCCAAGCCCGCCGAUCACCCCGAGAACUGUACCGGACUGAAUGAAUAUUUCUCCAAGUUCAUGGCUUGUCUGGUGGAACUGUUUAAGAAAGACCAGCAGUUGUUGGAGCCUGAUGAGCGUGGCUACUUUAUUAUCAGACAGUUGUGCCAGCUCCUGACCGCAGAGGACAUCUUUAAGUCGCUCUCUCACAUUAUUGUGAAUGAACCUGAUGUGUGGUUUGCCUGUAAGAUUGUUCAGACUCUGAACACCAUUCUGUUGACCUCCACUGAGCUGUUUGAACUUCGAACACAGCUUAAAAACCUUGACACUCAGGGAAGCUGUGCUCUGUUUUGUUGCCUGUAUAAGUCCUGGUGCCACAGUCCAAUAGCAACCAUAUCACUGUGUUAUCUGACCCAAAACUAUCACCAUGCCAGCGACCUUCUGCUGACCUUCGGGGACUUAGAAAUCACUGUAGACUUCCUGAAGGAAAUAGACAAACUUGUACAGCUGAUUGAAUCUCCCAUCUUUGCUUAUUUACGCCUACAGUUACUGGAUGUCCAGCAAAAUCAGGACCUGAUCCGCAGUCUGUAUGGCCUUCUGAUGCUCCUCCCCCAGUCCGAGGCGUUCAAACUCCUCCGAUACCGACUGGACUGUAUUCCACAGUACCAGCUGAUGACCAUGAAGGAAAAGUCCCAGUCCUCAAAGGAUCCAAGACCACUAGUAUCAAAGAUCAACUUCAAGGAACUUCAUCAGCAUUUCCUGCAGGUCCAAGCUAGACACAGAGCAGCCCGCAGCCAGAAAGUCAAAGCAUCUAUCAGGGCAUAACAUGAAAAUGUGAAAAAAGCUCUAAAACAGCACAGUAGGGGCCGGGGCUGAUAGGAAACAACUGUCAUGAAUUCCAAGAGGGCUUCUGUCUAUUUAUCUGACCUCUUACAUGUAUACAAAAGUAUUGUUGCAUGUAGUUGGUAUCAGUUUCAAAACUGAUGUUGGAUGGAAAUUGUGCUCUGUUCACACCAACAUCUUUAUGGAUGAUAUCGAUAUCUAUAUGGUGCACAUGCAUUAGAUACCAGUUGGGAAUUCAUUGCAUGCAAUUAAAAUUUUGGAUUUUGUUUAUUAAAUGAAAUUGUUGAGAGGUAACACAAGACUAGUGUUAUGUAAGAAUGUGCAAAAUCAGUAAAUGUGCAAAGUCAGUGUGUACAAAUGUAUAAAAUCAGUGUGUACAAAUGUAUAAAAUCAGUGUGUACAAAUGUUUAAAAUCAGUGUGUACAAAUGUAUAAAGUCAGUGUGUACAAAUGUCUAAAAUCAGUGUGUAAAAAUGUGCAUUUGUUGAGAGAUAAAAAAUGAAACUGUGCAAUAUUUUAUUGUGAAGGAGUUUGACGUCGAGAGUGUGCUGCAUGUUAUGCAGAUAUCUAUAGUGGACGUUAAAUUUAUAUCAAGCACCACCGUCAAUUCUCAAUGUGUAGAUUACAUGUAGUUUCAAUUUUUUGCUUUGUUUCAAUGAACUUUAUGCUUUAUUUCUAAAGGGUACUUCAAACACUCAUAAAUAAUAAGAAAUUAAGAAGUUCUGUAUGAUUUCACAAAAGGUCGAAUAAAUUAAGCUUUUCUAAUUUCUUGUGAUAUUAGUAUUAUUUGCAUGUUAUACAUGUACAUUUAUAUUGGUUUUGUCAGUUUUGUUUUGGAUGGUCAGAGGGAGUCCUUUUUGAUAUGAAACUGAUUUGUUUGAAGUCAUUCCGACACGAGAGAUGGAGCUUUCUCUCCGACAUAAACUGUCUAAAAUCACAUUUGUUACAUAUACUUUUGUUAUGAAGUUUUCUCCAUUUUAUCUUCGAUCUAGAAAUUAAACUUAUUUCAACAUAA